Molecule: messenger RNA, 596 nt
Organism: Zerene cesonia (dogface butterfly)
Lineage: Eukaryota; Metazoa; Arthropoda; Insecta; Lepidoptera; Pieridae
Product: pupal cuticle protein 20-like
Exons: 4
Coding region: 52-483 (143 amino acids)
Cellular component (GO): chitin-based extracellular matrix
Molecular function (GO): structural constituent of chitin-based larval cuticle
Source: RefSeq, a predicted model, not a curated record
AAAGCCGCAGCUUACAACCUAAUCGACACUAUCGAACCGAUAAACACUAACAUGACGAAACUGGUGUGUCUCAUCAUGGUUGUAGCUACCACGUCAGCUGCUCGGCUAGACCACCUUCUCCCAGGAUAUAGCUACAAUAGUGGGAACGGUGGGAACAACGCAGCCCCCUUCCACUUUGAGAACGUUAACAAUGGAGAUGGGAGCUAUCGGUUCAGUUAUGAUACGCCAACGGGUAUUUCUGCGCACGAGAGUGGGGCCCCUCGCGCUCCGGGCCCCGAGGGCCUUGCUGUGACUGCAGAAGGCGGCUUCUCCUACAGGGCCCCAGAUGGCCAACAGAUCUCACUGCAAUACACUGCCGAUGAAAAUGGUUUCCAUCCCGUGGGAUCCCACCUACCUACUCCCCCACCUAUUCCUGCAGCAAUUCAGCGCUCUCUCGAAUUCAAUAGGCAAAAUCCAUCACACGGUGGCCGCAAUCACUACUGAACUUCGCUUGUAAGUGCAACGUACCUCAUAAAGCUGGGACUGUGAUAUCGAGACAAUGACCAUAAUUUAAAAAUGAUUAUUUAUGCAAGCUAUUAAUAAAGUCAUUCAAUUAA